This is a messenger RNA of Hyposmocoma kahamanoa, 572 nucleotides long. RefSeq names its product cytochrome c oxidase subunit 6B-like. The transcript is spliced from 2 exons. NCBI's taxonomy places the organism in Eukaryota, Metazoa, Arthropoda, Insecta, Lepidoptera, Cosmopterigidae. Gene Ontology annotation, cellular component: mitochondrion; respiratory chain complex IV. The record is from RefSeq and is a predicted model, not a curated record. Bases 119 to 349 code for a protein of 76 amino acids.
UUGACAUAUGUCAGUUUAGAAUAUUUUACCGAGUGAAAGGCCAAAUUCUUUUUGUUUCAUAAAGCUUUUUCGUAUGAAUUGAAUCCGAAAGUUUUUCGUAUAAUUUAUAUCAUCCACAAUGUGUGAUCAGGAAUUUAGGACGUUGCGCAUAGAUCCACGCUACCCAUUUCAAAACCAAACAAAAGCGUGUUUCGACAACUACUGCGACUACCACAAAUGCGUGCGAUUGCUCGGCGACGUGGACGACUGCAAGAUCUUCAAACGGUACUUCGAGACUAUCUGCCCCAACUUUUGGAUCGAGCAUUGGGACGAGCUAAGGGAGAAGGGCGCGUUCCCUGGACCGACGUGACGAAUUUGUGGAGCAUUUUUUGAAUAUAUCUAUUUGUUUUUAUUUCUUCUUUGUCUUUAUUGUAGGUUACUGUCUAAUUAUUUUCAAUUGCAAUGGACAGCUGCGGCCCACUUCGAUAGUGACGUCGCACAGUGUUUUAUAAACCUCAAUUUUGUGACGUGCCCUUUAUCUUCCAGAUUCCUAUAGCUUUAACUAUUUAAUACAAAUGCGAGAGUAGAACACC